Messenger RNA from Racocetra persica, 546 nucleotides. NCBI's taxonomy places the organism in Eukaryota, Fungi, Glomeromycota, Glomeromycetes, Diversisporales, Gigasporaceae. The record is from the annotation of a GenBank genome assembly.
GGCCUGAGACACAAAUUACAGCCAUUUCUCUCGUUUACCGGGCAUUAGGUGAUGAACCACCAAUAGAAAAGGAAGACUUAAGAGUAGAAGUAAAUCAUGUAACUUCGUCGGCGCUAAUGGAAUGCGAAGUAGAUUCUGACCGAUACAGGAGAAUGUUGAAGAUAUCUGAUCAGCCAAUAGAUGCCAUAGCCAUGCAAGAACUGGACUCUAAUCCACAGACGCAUUGGAGGCGUUUUUGGUUUCACCUAUGCACAAAAUUUUUAUUCUUAUGGUUUGAUGAUGUAUUUGAGGGAUUUCGUAGCAUACGCGAAAUGGAAGCAGAAAUGAAACCUUUAAGUGAUGAAAAUAAAACAAAUUUAAGGAAGUUAAAAAACCGUCAUGCGAAAAGCAAGGCCAUCCAUGCUAUACACUUACAGAAGAGCUUGAAAGGUGUUAUUGAGAAAGUUGUGAGUUGGAAAGAUCUAUUUGGAAUUUCAGAUGAAAUUCAAGAAAUGUAUAAGGAAUAUAUAGAAAAUUUUCCUGAAAAUAUUUUAGAAAUUUUAUUAA